Kwoniella shivajii is the source of this 909-nucleotide messenger RNA. RefSeq lists its product as uncharacterized. The record is from RefSeq and is a predicted model, not a curated record. Bases 1 to 909 code for a protein of 302 amino acids. Lineage: Eukaryota; Fungi; Basidiomycota; Tremellomycetes; Tremellales; Cryptococcaceae. The transcript is spliced from 5 exons.
AUGAAGAUGAGUCCACUGAAUCUUCUUUGGAUCGGAAUAGAUAGAUUCGUAGGGGGAGAUGUGAACGUGAUCAAGUCAAAAGAUGGGAAAAGGAGAUAUAUCUUACCGGCAUGUCAUAAGGACGUUUAUAGAGGGAAAUAUGAUUCUCGUAAACAUGGAAAUAAAAAGAAAGAAGAUUAUAGGUGUGUUGAAUUCCUUGUUGGAGAAGCUAAAAGAGCAAUGAGGAAUGGUGAUGCUCAACCUUUUUUCAGAAUAUAUUGUUUAUUCCUUGAUAUCAGAAAACAAGAUGUAAGAUCGAUCAAUCUGUGUAGCACGAGUAAUCUAAAACACUUGGAAGGAUCAAAUUCCAUUAAUAAUCUAGAUAGAGUUAUACGUUUAGAUAAAACAGCUUUGAGAAGACUAAAAUUUUACGCUUGGGCAAUGGAAGGUAUUCUUCCCUCACCAGCCGGACGAUUCCGUUUGGGUACCGGAACGUUGAUUAUGGCCGUACCAUAUGUCGGAUCAUUGAUAAUUGGUUUAAUCAAUUCGUUGAUAUGUUGGCGUACUGUCAUUCAGAUUUCUGCUCCGUGGUGGUUAUGGUCUGAAAUAUUCUUACCUCUUUUCUGGGCUACUUUCUCCGCUUUCGUCAUACCUGCUGUAGGGGAUAUAGCGGCUUCUAGGAUAAGUCCAAUGAGAAGAGCAGCAAGAAAAACUAGUUACUGGUUAAAACUCAGAUGCUCUUUUGCGGUAGAUAAACAGGAUCAGGAUGGGUAUUGGGUUUGCCAUUCGAUGAAUCGUGUAUUCCCCAGAAAGAAAGGUGAAGAAGAACCUUAUGUUUGGAAGUAUGAUGAACAAUUCAGGAAAGAAAUUUUCGGGAAUGAUUUGAGUUAUUUAUGGAAUGACAGAAAGAGAUUUGGGAGUGGAGUCUAG